Molecule: messenger RNA, 1690 nt
Organism: Cucurbitaria berberidis CBS 394.84
Lineage: Eukaryota; Fungi; Ascomycota; Dothideomycetes; Pleosporales; Cucurbitariaceae
Exons: 1
Coding region: 256-1470 (404 amino acids)
Source: RefSeq, a predicted model, not a curated record
UCUACGCGUGAAGAAUAGUUUGCCUGGUAAGACGGAUCCUGUCUGCUUCUCGAAGUCAGAAGAAAGUUUCGCCGGUGUGCCUAGCCUUGCUGCUGCAUCUGUUUCAUAUCACGACGUCGCAUACGGGCCGCGUACGAUGCCAAUUUGCCGCCUCCGUUAUUAACGUAGCACCUACAACUCGUAUUUCGCCCCCACCCAUCUGUAUACGCCACCCCGUCUCGAUCGCGCUUUCGACUUUCCGCACUCGACUCCCCAAUGGCGUCUCCGGCCGCAAUCCCGUUCACCUCUGUAGACACGACUACGAGGUUGCCGGCCAAGGAUGAGGUCGAAUCCCCAAGCAUAUCGAGCACGAAUGCGCUCGCCCGCUACGAGUACGAGGCCGGCCAUGCGAAUGCUACAGAAGGCACUAAGAUCCUCAUGGUAGAAUGGGAAGACGAUGACACGACAAGAGGAGUGCGGGGCGACUGGCAUAUCUCGUGGGAUGGCAGCACCCGGGUCUUGCCGGCCAACGACCAGCCUGCUAACGAUGUCAACCGCAUGUAUUUCUUGCUUCCCCCCGGUGUUGCAGUGCCGACUAGUGUCACGCUCACGCUCCGGCCACAGGAUGCUGGCAAAGCACCUGUCGUAUGGCACACCAACCCGCUACCUGCCCUGUUUCCCCCUGAACUAGGAGCAUCGGCGCGCGCGGCGGGCAAGAAAGGCGUCCUGCACACAAUAUGGGCCAAGAAGCGGCUGCAAGUGCUCCAAAAAGAGAUCGAGGCAGAGUCGCGGAACAACGUUGAGGGUAUCGGCCUACUGAUGGUUGUGCAAGAGAAGGAGUGGAUCGAGGGAACCUUUGGUGUCCAUGCCAAACCAACCGGUCUCAGCAUCUCGCUCGCAGAGCCAACAGUAGCACCACUGAACGGCCCCGCCAGUCCACGAUCGCCAGGCGGAGGACGAUUGAUGGACAAGCUCGCUGGCCUUCGCUUGGGUACCAGCGACAGAGACCUCACGCCCAGCGGCAGCACACAGCCGUUCUCAAACCCCCUAUCCCCCGAAUCCUCAGAUAUUGCCAUUUCCUCCUUUGCCGUCUUCAAAGGGGCAAACCCUAACCUCUCCGCGCUCGCCGCAAAGCCCCCGCAGCAGCCCCAGUCCCAGCCUCAGUCCCAAUUUCAAUCCAAUUCUCACCCUCAGCCACCACAAAUAAGCGCACCUGUGCCUCGAAAAGUCGCCGCGCCAAUAUCGCCCCCCUCAUUCGUCACACAGCAACAAUCAACUUCCGGUAUGAUGGGCUCAUUGAACGCGCUGUCGGCUCCCGCUCCGGUAUUUCAGUCUCGAGGUCCUUCCUUGUCGACCGCAAAUGAUGACGAUACGGAUGAGGGGCUGUUCGCAUUGCCGAUUAGUCCCCGUAGUCCAGAGGUGGGAAAGAGUCCAUUUUCGUUCGCUGGGGGUGAUACAAGCAAGUUUUUGAAGGAGGAGAGUGCCGUUUGAGGGUUUCAUAUGACUUUCGUUAGCCCCUGGAUUUUUAUGAUAGCCGGAGAAUUUUAUUUAGUUUGGAGCUUGGAUGGGCGGUCGUCUGCUUUGUUGAUGAAUGAUACCUAGGCGGCUCGCCGCUUGAUAGAAGAGACCCUAUUAGGACGUUGAGAUGAACAUAUCAAUCACUAUCUUUUCUCAAAAUCGACAGGUAGCAGAAUCCAAGCUCAAUAUUGUG